UUUUUUUUUCUUUUAAUUAUAAUAAUAAUACAAAUAGAAAUGCAAACAGAGGAAAAGAUUAAACAAGAGACACCAGCUAUAAAACAGCUUGAUUUCAAGAGUCUUCAUUUUGCUUGGUUUGUUGGACAAUUUAUAGUCUUGACGAAUGGAUUUAUUUUCUUUUUAUCAAAGGCACUCUUUCAUCCAUUCAGCUUCUUAUAUAGAGUGGCUUAUGUUGGUAUUGUUUCUUCUUACUGCAUUGUCAUUUAUAAUUCAUACAAGCCAUUUAAUAAUAACCAGCCAUUUUAUUUCAGAAGAAUGUUAUUGGAUGAAAAUGUUCAAUAUUUCAUUAUUGCUGUUUACUUUUUGUUUACAAGAAGGAUAGCAUUUACUUUAUUACCUUUUGUUAUAUAUUCUGUAUUUCAUGUCAACGAUUUUGGUAAAAAUAAUAUAAUACCAUGUUUGCCAGCUUCUGUACAAACCAAAUUACCAUUGAUUUCUAUUGUCAAAAAUAUGAACACUGAUAAAUUAUAUGAACAAUUAAUGCCAAUUGUUUCUAAAAUCGAAAUUUAUAUCAUCAUGACACGUCUUGUACUCGGUCUUUUUGUACUGCGCUCAAGUCUCUUUUCUAUUCUACUCUAUGGCCAAUUUUUACAUAUGCGUUAUUAUAUGUCACCUUAUACGCGUGAAGUUUUAACUCAAUUAGGUCAAAGGAUAGAUCAAUUAUUAACACCACCUACUGCACAUCCUAACCUUCCACCCACUAUCAUUCAUGCUUACACAAAAGUAAAGCAAGUCAUUUUUAGAACAAAAGGAUCUAACCCUAACCCUACAACAACAACUACUACUACUACUAAAAAGAAACAAUAAAAAAGCAAAAGCAAACAAAUACCGUUUUAUUUUAUUUUAUUUUUCUUUAUACAUAAAUCAAUCAAUCAAAGAAACAAACAAACAAAAAAAAA
Cokeromyces recurvatus is the source of this 941-nucleotide messenger RNA. RefSeq lists its product as uncharacterized. Gene Ontology annotation, cellular component: membrane; endoplasmic reticulum. Bases 40 to 849 code for a protein of 269 amino acids. Lineage: Eukaryota; Fungi; Mucoromycota; Mucoromycetes; Mucorales; Mucoraceae. The record is from RefSeq and is a predicted model, not a curated record. The transcript has 5 exons. Gene Ontology annotation, biological process: membrane organization; endoplasmic reticulum tubular network organization.